CGUAUAGAAAUGUAUGGAAGCUAGGGUACGACGUUUAAGUCACGUGUCAUCCUUUAAUCGUGACAUAAAGUCAUGUUAUCAGACGUUGUCUCUCGUAUACUGCGGUUGUCUAUCCUGUUAAAGGUUAGAACAAAAAAAAAAACGGAAAUCUUUUUUCCCCUUUUCAAUUGUAAAGCUUUUUAAAAAAAGUAAUAUUAACAUCAAGCAACUGUUGUCUCCCUUUUAACUCCGUUCUGAAAUAGAACAUUUUAAAAUGCCUUAAUUCAACGAAUGAAGAGGCUCCAAAGGAUUGGACUGUGCCGGUAUGGCGCGUGAAGCCCUCGCCAAUCAGUUUCUCCGCUCUGUAAAUAUUGACGUCAUACAUGUGGGUCGUAUCCUCGCUUCCUGAAGAUUUAGUUGAUAUAAUGUAGGGCCAAAGUCCGUAUGCGAUAUUUAAAUUGACUCCACGUGCCUGGCGCGUAUGUUAAGACCGUGAGGGACGGGUGUAUGGGAAAUAAACCUAAAAGUGACAAGUUUAAACUGUGCAGCUAUUUCUUGUUCAUUAAUUUCUUAUUCAUCAAUUCUAGAGGAUUCGUAAAUAUGACAUGGAUUCCUGUCUUUUAUCUUUUGACGCCCAGAGGUUAAGUGUGUGGUGUAAAGUCACAGAGAUCUAGAGAGAUUCGUUUCUACUUUCAACGUUCAAGAAGAUAAGGGAAUGUCGACCGAGUUAGAAGAGUUAUCGUCCGACGAAGACUCUGGAAGGAUGAAAUUCGACGAGAUCGUUCAGCUCUUGGGAGAUUUUGGCACUUACCAAAAGAGAGUCUACUUCUUGCUGUGUCUGGCCUCGAUGUCUUGUGGCAUUCAGAUCAUGGUGUCAGUAUUUAACAUGGGGCACAGCGAGCACAGGUGUGCUAUACCUGGCUUAGAAAACGACUCUUACAUUGUUGCCAACGAGGAGCACGCCAAACUGAUCAACGAAACCAUCCCUUGGGAUUCAAAUAGGGGCGACAGCGGAGGAUAUUCCCAGUGCUACGUGUGGUCUGCGAAUGGGACGUCGGGUGAUCGCUCUUUGACCAGGUGCCAAAGAUGGGUGUACGAUGAAUCUCAGUUUAGAACAACGGUCAUUUCAAAAUUUGACCUUGUCUGCGAAAAUGAAAUGGCGCGCUCUCAUGCUCGUAUGAUAAUAAUGGGCGGUCUACUUCUCGGAGCUAUUGGCACGGGUGUUGUGGCUGAUAUCGUAGGUCGUAAAUUAGCAUUGAUGGGAAUGGUGGCACUGCACGCUGCAUCGUCCAUUGGAGUCGCCUGGGCAGACACUCUAGUAAUAUAUGUCAUUCUACGAUUUCUGACCGGCAUCUCGAUCAGCGGUCUUUUCCUGGCCAUAUUUGUUCUAGGAAUGGAACUGGUUGGGCCCUCCAAGAGAAUGGUUGUGGGCAUCGUGGUGGAAGUAUUUUGGGCAGCAGGAGUCCUGAUUCUUGGGGUCAUCGCUUAUUUCAUACGAGAAUGGGAGAUUUUGCAGAUGGUCGUUUCUUUUCCAAUUCUACUUUUCUUUACAUACUGUUGGUUGAUUCCAGAAUCUCCCAGGUGGCUGUUGGCUAAAGGCCAACACGAGAAGGCUGAGUCCAUCAUACGGCACGCAGCUAGAGUAAAUGGCGUCACUAUCCCAGAGAAAGUCUUUGAUGGCAUGGUCCUUGAGGAAAACUCCAAGGAAGAGAGAAUGACUAUUAUAUUUAAGUCGCCUAGAUUUAUGAUCCGAUUGGUUGUUUUAUGUUACAACUGGUUAGUGUGCGCUAUGGUGUACUAUGGUCUGAGUCUAAACUCGGGGAACUUGGCAGGCAACUUGUAUGUCAACUUUGAGCUAAUGAGCUUGGUUGAGAUCAUGGGUUAUGUCAUCUGUCUCCUGGGACUCAACAGAGUUGGCAGAAAGUUACUGCACAUUACAUGUUUAAUUAUUGGUGGAGGCGCUUGUCUCAGCACCAUCUUCACUGUUUUGUAUGCUGAUAAAUCUCUGGAAUGGAUCAACAUCGUCUUAGCCUUAGUUGGGAAAUGUGGAGCCGCUGCUGCCUUCGCCAUCAUUUAUAUCUACUCUGCUGAGUUGUUCCCUACUGUCCUGAGGAACUCACUCAUGGGCGUCACUUGUCUCUUUGCCAGAGCUGGUGGCAUGAUCUCCCCUUACAUCGCUGAUCUGGAUAAACUACUAACAGGCCAGUUGGGUAAAGCUCUUCCACUAAUUGUAUUUGGUGCUACGGCCGUUGCUGGGGGCAUUAUGUGUUUUAUCCUACCAGAAACUUUGAAUAAACCUUUGCCAGAGACCUUGGAGAAUGCUGUAGAUUUCGGAAGAGCUUCAAAGAGACAUCGACGUCACGCGCAAGAUGUGAAUGAUUGCGAACACAACGAGGACAAACCGUUGCAACACUUAACAGAAGUGAACGGAGAUUUUAAGAGUUUACUAAGCAAUGACCAAAGUGUUGCUAAAACAAUUGUUUGAUUUGAGAUGUAUUGGCGUGUUAGUUUUCUGUAUCUUCGCAUGGGCAUUGUUACAUUGAAUAGUUUAAUUUUAUAUAAAAUUGAAAUGAAUUUUAGCAAAUCUUAAAUUUCAAUUUUUCGUCUAAAUAAAAAGUGUAGGCUGCAGUCUUGUAUAUCCAGACACUUUGUAGAGAUAAACAAUGUUUUAAUGAGACGAACCUAUCAUAAUAUAAGAGAUAUAGGCUAAAAGCAUUACUUUACAUUGUAAUCGAAGUCCACAUUGUGCAAUUUGUAGAUGUCCUUGAAAGAAAUAGGGUUGAACCCAGAAUCAUUUCAUAACUGCCAUGAUAAAUUUACAUACUAUUUAAAUACACUCCAAACCAAAUUUCAACUUAAAUGUUAUAUUAGCAUCUAGCAUAUAAAAUAUAUUUUAUAGAUAUAUUCAAGGGGUAACCCGACAAAAUAGCGCAAUGCAAAAUAGCGCGAAUGUGUUUAUUAUAUGUAUAAUGUACCGGAUUUUAGUAGGUGAAGUUCUUGGCAGGAUUUUCUGUUUAGGCCUCUACCUUCUUUAUCCACUAACUUGUUUAGGUUGCGCCUGCAUUAUUUAUACAGGUCUUCACAGUAGGCGAACAUGUUCUUCUCUUCAGGAAACUGUUGGAGCUAAGAUCAACUCUUGCUUAACAGAGUCUGAUGUUAGAUUUUGAGAAGGCAAGUCAAAAUGCAGCAAGCACAGUAGUCCCGGCAAUCAGACGAGUUUGUUGUGUAUUCCAUCUUGGACAAAGACUCUGGCGAAUCUUGCUGUUACAUAUCGUGAUAAUACAAAUGUACCCAUGUUUGUCAAGAUGUUGUUAGCCCUUUCAUUGUUCCACCUGCCAUGUAAAUAUUGUCUUCGAAGAACUAAAUGAUGCUCGCCAGAUGGUGUAGGGAAUUCGUAUGGCCACUGUGAGGACAAUUCUAUUUGUCGCCAUAGACGAAACCGCAGAGUGACUCCGAGAUAAGAAAAAAAAUAUUCAGUGAAGGGAAGGAAUUGCGCAUUUCUGCUUUCUAUUCAUGUUCACCCCCCCCCCCCCCCAUGUCUACAAAUUGAUCACACACCUACUGAGACAACAAGAGUACACUGAGAACAGAAGUACACUGAGAACAGGAGUACACUGAGAACAGGGGUACACUGAGAAGUACAAUGAGAACAGGAGUACAUUUAAAACAGAAGUACACUGAAAGAACAGAAGUACGCUGAGAGCAGGAGUAAACUGAGAGAACAGGAGUACACUGAGAACAGAAGUACGCUGAGAGCAGGAGUAAACUGAGAGAACAGGAGUACACUGAGAACAGAAGUACGCUGAGAGCAGGAGUAAACUGAGAGAACAGGAGUACACUGAGAACAGAAGUACGCUGAGAGCAGGAGUAAACUGAGAGAACAGGAGUACACUGAGAACAGAAGUACGCUGAGAGCAGGAGUAAACUGAGAGAACAGGAGUACACUGAGAACAGAAGUACGCUGAGAGCAGGAGUACACUGAGAACAGGAGUACACUGAUAACAGGAGUACACUUAGAACAGGAGUACACUGAGAACAGGAGUGCACUGAGAGCAGGAGUGCACUGAGAACAGGAGUACACUGAGAACAGAAGUACACUGAGAACAGGAGUACACUGAGAACAGGAGUACACUGAGAACAGGAGUACACUGAGAGCAGGAGUACACUGAGAACAGGAGUACACUGAGAACAGGAGUGCACUGAGAGCAGGAGUGCACUGAGAACAGGAGUACACUGAGAACAGGAGUACACUGAGAACAGGAGUACACAGAGAACAGGAGUACACUGAGAACAGGAGUACACUGAGAGCAGGAGUACACUGAGAACAGGAGUACACUGAGAGAACAAAAUUACACUGAAAACAGGAGUACACUGAGAACAGGAUUCUAAAUACAAUGCUUGAGAACCAAGUAAAGCUGCUGGGUAUACAAAGUACCCCCAACAUAAAAGAUGUCUUGCAGCUAAAUUGCCAAUGUAUGGAAACAAGCCACUAACAGAGACUGCGAGACAUUGCUUACAAUUUGACUUUGUGAAAGUUCUUUUUUGUAAAUAUUACAUGUAUGGAAGUUUGCUUCCGUGUUUUUUCAAGUGUAUUUUUUUUUUGGAAUAUAGAUAAAUACGUUAUAUAUUGAAAUUAUUCUUUUGUGUUUAUUCUAUGUUUGCAUAUUCAUAUUUUACUAAAUCUGAAGUGUUUAUUGCAAAUUGACUGAAAAAUAAUGAUAAAAUUAUAAUUAAAAAUAUUUGUUCGCGCUAUUUUGUCGGGUCAACAUUCAACAGUAUCUUCUAAUCUAGUCCCACAAUUAUACGACUACAGGUCAAUGUAUCUAGCUGAACCAAAGACGGCAGUGAAUGAUGUCACAAGAAAGAUGAGUUGACAAGUUUGUAAUAAGAUGUGUUACCUUAUAGCCUAACUACUGUUGUUGUUGUUGUUGUUGUUGCCUAUAGGUUUGUUUGCUGUUGUUUCGACAUUUUAUCUUGUACACUGAUUACAUAAUGGGUGAUUUUUGGGAAAUUGUAUUUUUUUAAUCAAUUCAUUAAGACUUUCUUUUUAUUGCCUAUCUACAGGGAUUGCACUUCAUAAAGCGCCAGAUUUGAUUUUAUUGGUUUUUUUUUUAUCUUUUGUAAUUUUUCUCAUUUAAAGUAAUAAUAUAAAAUUCGUGUAUUCUUUAUCAUAAUGUCAAUAAAUUAUGUUUUAUUAGAAAAACAUAA
Molecule: messenger RNA, 5187 nt
Organism: Biomphalaria glabrata
Lineage: Eukaryota; Metazoa; Mollusca; Gastropoda; Planorbidae
Product: organic cation transporter protein-like
Exons: 12
Coding region: 695-2464 (589 amino acids)
Biological process (GO): transmembrane transport
Cellular component (GO): membrane
Molecular function (GO): transmembrane transporter activity
Source: RefSeq, a predicted model, not a curated record